Molecule: messenger RNA, 1100 nt
Organism: Solanum verrucosum
Lineage: Eukaryota; Viridiplantae; Streptophyta; Magnoliopsida; Solanales; Solanaceae
Exons: 5
Coding region: 192-998 (268 amino acids)
Biological process (GO): regulation of mRNA splicing, via spliceosome; mRNA splicing, via spliceosome
Cellular component (GO): nucleoplasm
Molecular function (GO): mRNA binding; N6-methyladenosine-containing RNA reader activity
Source: RefSeq, a predicted model, not a curated record
CAUGCCUCGGAGUAAUUGAGGGUCCCAAUCGUUCUAUAGCAGAGGAGCUCACACUUUCAUCUCCGCCGAUUGGAAUUUCAAGUGCAAUUGAAAAGGGUAAACUCUAUAGCAUAAGAUAUUUUGUAAUCAAGAGUUUGAACCAUGAAAAUAUCCAAUUAUCAGUAAACAGAGGGAUUUGGGCUACGCAAGCCAUGAAUGAGGCCAUUUUGGAUGAAGCAUUUCAUAAUUCCAGCAAGGUUAUACUAAUAUUCAGUGUCAACAUGAGUGGGUAUUUCCAAGGGUACGCCCAAAUGAUUUCUUCAGUCGGUUUGAGAAGAGACCAAGUUUGGAGUCAAGGAAAUGGUGGUCGUAAUCCUUGGGGUCGAAGCUUUGAAGUGAAUUGGCUGCGAUUGUAUGAUCUGCCUUUCCAAAGAACUCUUCACCUUAAGAAUCCAUGGAAUCAAUACAAACCAGUCAAAAUUAGUAGAGAUUGUCAGGAGUUACCUCCAGAUAUUGGUGAAGCUUUAUGUGAGCUCCUUGAUGGACAGGAUGCUUUGGAUGUUGAUUUGAAAAUGGAUAUCUUUGCAAGGAAUGAUCUCUCUUCUAAAAGGCCAUAUGUAGAGCCUUCACUGCUUCUUGGAUAUCAAGACUGUAAUGCAUCUCUGAUACCUAAUGGGACCAUGUUUUAUCCCUCUUUACUCUACCAACAUCAAAUUGAUGCUAGUAGACUUCACCUAGCUCCUCAGAGAAUAAAUGGUGUAUUUUCUGCUGAGGAGUCAGCCAUUGCAUCAGGGGAAUCAAAGUCGAGACAGUCGAGGCAUUCACAGAGGAAUAGAAGCCUUGCUAAUCUUCAUGUAGAUACUUACAUGGGUCCUCAAAUUAACAUGUGGGGAUUGCCGGCAGAAAGGAGUCCACUUGCUCGUAAUUUGACUGAAGAUGACAUUCUUGAAAUGAGUGGAAAGUUAUCAGGUUAUUCACAUCCAAGGGUGUGUGACCUAGUGGCCAAUGAAGUGGGCUGAGAACUAUGAUGUCUCAAGUUCAAAACCCAACAGAGGCAAAAACUAGGUGAUUUCUACCUCAACAGAGUUACCCGGUACCUAUGCCGCCGGUGGAGUCCGCAG